AGCAAAACCCACUACCUGGCCACCCUAGCCGACCAGUCAACUUAGGGAUUUCCGCAUUCACGAGGCUGGGAUUUGCGCGUCUCCGCUAGUGUUAGCAAAGCGAUUUGUCGUGAUUUGUAACCGCCGUACUUCUGGUGGCCAUGGCGGAGCCAAUGGCGAUGGAAGUGGAGCCAGCUUCCGCUGACUCGAAGCCCGUACCUCGCCCCUUGGCAUUCAACGUGCUGCAUCUCAUCAAGACAGCUCAGGCGCAGCACGGCGGCCGCUACGGCGACUACCAGCGCUACCGGCGCUACUGCUCGGCUCGUCUGCGGCGGCUGUUCCGGUCGCUGCGCUUCCUGCACGGCAAGGGCAAGUACCAGCGCAAGGCGCUCGAGCCGCACACCGUCUCAGAUGUCAGGCAUCUGCACAUCCCGCUGUUCUCCGCGGAGCGCGCGUGGGCGUACGCCAUGGAGCUCAAGCAGGCUAUCAGUGAGGCGGGCUCCGCCGCCGCCGCGCAGGCCGCCUUUGCGCGCAAGCGCGCGCACCUGCUGCGGCGCCUGGCGCGCGCCGCCAGAUGGGCGGACGGGUUCUCGCGGCUGUGCGCCGCUAGGGCGGACUCCAAGACGGCGCUGGAGGCGGAGGCGUACGCGUCGUACAUGUGGGGCACGGUGCUGAUGGAGCGAGAGACCGACUUCGACACCGCCCUGCAGAAGUUCAGCCGUGCGCGCACGGUGUACGAGCAGCUGGGGCGGGUGGGCGACGUGGAGGAGCAGAUGCUAUGCCGGCAGCGCGCCGAGGAGAUGGACCCCAGCAUCCGCUUCUGCCGCUACAAGAUGGGCGCCCAAGCCCCCAACGCCGCCUCCUCCGCUGCUGCUGAUGCCGCUUCCAAUCUCCUCGACCUGUCCGUGCACGAGGGGCCGGGGGCCGAUUUGCUGCAGUCCAAGCUCGAGGCGGUGAUGGAGGAGGCACGGUCGCGCGAGGCGGCGAGCCUGGCGGAGCUGGACUGGCUGGGGCGUAAGUACUCCGUGCUCAAUGCCAAGACGCGCGUCUGCAUCCUCAAAGCGCAGCAGCUGGAGGCUGAGGUGGCAUCUGCUGACGUGGCAAACGACCGUCGGCUCAACCUGUACGACAAGAUCUUUGUGGCGUACCACGACGCCAAGCGGCUCAUUCGGGACGACAUGGUGGCGGCGGGCGGGGCGGAGGAUGUCAAGGAGCAGCUGGCAGCGCUGGAGCGUGCGGUGUCGUGCCUGGUGCUGCAGCGCACCAUCGACCGCAACCUGCUGCUCGUGCACGGCGCCAAGAGCCGGCUGGAGAGGCAGCAGCAGCAGGGGGGGCAGGGGGGGCAGCAGCAGGGGCAGGGGAAGGGGAAGGGAGGAGGGGAUGAGGGGAAGAAGGGGAAGCGGGAGAAAGGGAGGGAGGAGAAGGACAGGGAGAAGCCGGCGAGGCCGGAGGAUUUGAUUAGGCUGUAUGACACUCUGCUGCAGAACGCAUCGGACCUCUCUGAUCUGGCGGCAUCUGGAAGGGACGCCCGUGCAGAGGAGAAGGCGCUGGGUGCUCAGCUCGAGGCCAACAGAGCCUGCUACCAGGCCUGCAGGGCGUUCUAUGUGGCCCUGGCGUACCAGGCAGCAGGCAAGGACGCGGAGGCCUACGUGGUGUUUGGCAGGGCGGCAGCGGACGCGGAGGAGGCAGGCAAGGGGCUGCAGAAGCUGCAGGAGGGCACGGGAGCACAGGCAGGGAAGGAUAGCAAGGGGAAGGGCAAGGGCAAGGCCACGGACAAGGCAUCAGAGCAAGCUGCAGAGGAGAGGGAGGUGCAGGAGGUGGUGGCACGCAGCAAGGUGCAGCGGUGUGUCAUCCACGCGCGUGCCACUCUUGAGGCCAUCAAAGCAAAGGACCCGGCCACUGUGGAGAAGGGCGUUGCGGAGCUCUCCCUGCGCGGCAAAGACAAGCAGCAGGUGGACGCUAAGUACAUGACUGAGAACCUGAAUGAAUUCGUGAGUGCAAUCACACUGGACUCCACUCCUGGCUCCAAGCUCGUCCCCCACAUCGCUCGAGUGCCGCCGCCCUUCCAAGCUGUGCCGUGCCGACCCAUCGUGCUCGACACCGCUCUCAAUGCCAUCAACUUUCCCGAUCUUGAGGGCCGGGCCAAAAAAGAGGGGAAGAAGGGAGGUGGUCUCUUCAGCUCUUUCUGGGGUGGUGCCAGAUCGUGAUCUGUGUGUUCAGGAGGAGCUGUGUUUAAAUAAUAUGCCAAGAUGGGCAUUCUCAUUCAGACUUGAGGGUUUCAACCAACAACGGAAUUCCUUCCCAAAUUUGGAACCUAAAGAGGGUUUACAUUUCUGGAUAGUUUGCAUCUAAUCGAGCCAUGCUGAAAAGAGUCGGUAGUGUCCUGUCCACCCUGGCUUGUGAUGAAGUGGCUGCUCGAAUGUUCCAUCUCA
Molecule: messenger RNA, 2411 nt
Organism: Closterium sp. NIES-67
Lineage: Eukaryota; Viridiplantae; Streptophyta; Zygnematophyceae; Desmidiales; Closteriaceae
Source: the annotation of a GenBank genome assembly